Messenger RNA from Phlebotomus papatasi, 5457 nucleotides. It is a transcript of the gene foxo, whose product is annotated as forkhead box protein O. The coding region runs from base 1054 to 2739 and encodes 561 amino acids. Lineage: Eukaryota; Metazoa; Arthropoda; Insecta; Diptera; Psychodidae. The record is from RefSeq and is a predicted model, not a curated record. The transcript has 11 exons. Gene Ontology annotation, biological process: regulation of transcription by RNA polymerase II. Gene Ontology annotation, cellular component: nucleus. Gene Ontology annotation, molecular function: RNA polymerase II cis-regulatory region sequence-specific DNA binding; DNA-binding transcription factor activity, RNA polymerase II-specific.
UGUGCGAUGUGAGACGGGUUUAGUUGUGUGUUCACAUCCGGAUCGAGAGCAAGUUCGCCUGUACGAAGUUAAUUUGCCAAGAAGCCACGAGGUCGCGUUUUGACCGCUGUUAAGUCCGAGUUUUAAAAAUUUUCGGUGGUGAAUUUUUCCGCCAGGAUUUUCGUGCUAAAAAAACCGAGCUUUUAAUUUUUGCAAAUUGCAACCCAAAACACUUUUCGUCCAUCGCAGCAGUUUUCUCUGCCCAUGAUCGCUUGACGUGACAAGGGGAAUUGUGCAGUGGACAAGAUUAUCAGUGCUGGUGCUUUAGUUAUAUAUAUAUAUUUAUAUAUAUACAUAUAUAUUCUUUACGGCUUUGGAAAAAUUGCCUCUGUGUUGCGUCUUGUGGGAAAAUUCCUCAAGGAAAAAGUGAACGAGUGAAAGAGACAAGAUCGGGCUUUUUCUUCCUUCCCUCCUUCUCAGCGUUCUUCUGCCCCGAACAAUUUACUUUUACUUAAUGGUAGAAAAAUUUUCCUGAUGUCUUACAUUUGUGUACUCUCUGGCGAAUCUUCAUUCGUGAAUGUUGGCGAUAUUUAUUUAAGAAAAAGAAGCUGAGAAAAAAUGUGCCUUUAGCACAUCACACAUACACUUCUCCCGCGUUCUUUGCUAAAAUAUUCUUGAACUAGAGACAAACCCAGUUUCAUGUAAAUAAUUAAGGGUAUAUAAAAACUAUUACAAUAGUGCGUAGAAAUUGAUGUGGCGUUAGUUGAAACAGUUGACAGUGCUCACAAACGCAAACGGCUUGUCAUAAAAACGAAGGUGUGAUUUUUGUUGUGUUGCUGCUUCAAAAAAAAGAAGAAAAGCCCAGAGAAUUCUGACGAGCAAGAAAUAAAAUAAUUUAAGUGGUCCACAAGUAGAUUCUGUUGGCGAAGUUUGUGCGAUAAGACAAGAAACUGAGAUUAGUGAGAGAGAUUAAUCCAGUUGAUUUACGACAGAUAAAUUUUGCUAGAAGAGUUUUGUGCGAGAAAUUGUCAGUGAUUGCGUUUUGCUGUGUAGACCAGACAUAUUAGUGCAAAAAUGGAUUCUUUUGGAUCUAUUUGGCCAUCGCCACCGCGAGGCCUCGAUGGUGUAUCCAACGAUGGAUUGCCAAUGGAGACCCUCACUGAGCUCCAGGAUGGUAACUUUGAGCCACAGACCAGGGCCAGGUCCAAUACUUGGCCACUGCCACGACCUGACAACAUUGUCGAGCCCAGCGAUGACACCGAGAGUAAUAAGUGCAGCAAUCAACAAUUAUCUGGAGCAGCUGGCCAACAAAUCACAUCCCCGAAUGUGGCAUCGUCCAAAAAGAAUUCUUCACGGAGAAAUGCUUGGGGGAACCUAUCAUACGCCGAUUUAAUUACUCAGGCCAUAAGUUCGGCGUCUGACAAUCGUCUUACAUUGAGCCAAAUAUAUGAGUGGAUGGUGCAAAAUGUUCCAUACUUUAAGGACAAGGGCGAUUCCAACAGCAGUGCUGGAUGGAAGAAUUCAAUUCGGCACAACUUGUCACUCCACAAUCGAUUUAUGCGUGUCCAGAACGAAGGCACCGGUAAAUCAUCGUGGUGGAUGCUGAAUCCGGACGCAAAACCGGGGAAGUCGGUGCGACGACGAGCCGCCUCCAUGGAGACAUCCAAGUUCGAAAAGCGACGAGGUCGAGCAAAGAAGAGGGUGGAAGCUUUAAGGAAUGCACAAGCUCUAGGGGUUGCGGCUGUACUCAAUGAUGCCACCCCGUCGCCAAGUAGUAGUGUCAGUGAGGGUUUGGAUCUCUUUCCCGAUAGUCCUCUGCAUAGUGGAGGUUUUCAAUUGUCUCCUGAUUUCCGGCAACGUGCCUCAUCAAAUGCAAGCUCAUGCGGCCGCUUAAGUCCAAUCCCGGCUGUCCUGGGCAUUGAACCUGACUGGGGCUAUCCGCAGGAUGAUUUUGCCCCGACCACAACGACCAGUACAACUGCUGCCACAACUACGGCCCAGCAGCAGGGCUCAGCUCAGCUGGAUCAAUUGGCUGGCUCCCUGGCCGAUGAUCUCACGUUACAAUCUGAAUUUAUGCAAGGGUUCAAUACAGCAACCACGCAGCUUCACAAUCAACCACCGCCGCCCUAUCAGGCAACCCAGUCAUAUGCCCUGCAUGCAACAGUCGCCCAAACCUACGGAAUGCACCAGAAUCAGUGUCCAAUUCACAGGAUGCAGCCAUGUUCGUGUAUGCAUCACAACAACACGAGGGAGAGCAUGUCACCGGCUUCAGGAACGGGUAUGUCACCUUCCUAUCCGCACAGUGAACCCUCGCCAGACCCAAUGGGAAGCUACAAUUCAGUGAUCAUAGGUUCAAGAGUAGCGCAAAGGCCAUCAUCGAGUAGUCCACCGCUUACACCUCAGACAAUUCCCAUCAACAAUGGUGACGCUCCAUCGACGCUUAUGGGCCAAUUUAUGGAGGCGCUCAACAAUCAGGCCAUCAUCGAUGAUUUAGGACUAAAUAUAGAUAGCUUUCAUGGAGGUCUGCCAAAUGUCGACGAAGUUAUCAAGCAUGAAUUAAGCAUGGAUGGCUCACUGGACUUCAACUUCCCAAUUUCUCACCACAAUAUGACCACCUCACACUCAUCCAGCGUCUCGACGGUGACCGACAGUAGCAUCGUCAAUACGCUAUCUGCACCACCACCGCAGACGGCAUCAGCACAUGCUCCUGUCCAAUAUUCCACGAGGACGAGUGUGACUCCACCGUCAUGGGUGCACUAGAUGAACCAAGUCCAUGGAAAUCCUGACGUGCAAUCCUCAAAACGUUGAAGAGGGGACACAAAGAAAAUUCACAAAUUGAUCUUGAAGAAGGUGUUUCAGCUUGUGAGAUGGAGAGAAAUUCUUGUACAAUUUAGUGAAUAUUAAGUUGUGUUACACAUUUUCAUUUCUCUCUUACACCCCCUCUUACACAAAAAUGAAACAAUCAAUCAACCAAUCAGUCAAUCAACCACGCAAUCAGACGGAAAUGAGAGGAGCUCAAAUUACGGACGAACACUGUACCAAUAAACUCAAUUUGUACUUGGCUCUGGGUCGGCUUAAGAUGCUGUAAAUGGUAGCUGUGAAGCCCUAUAUAGUGCGUAAAAUAUACAGAUCUCAGGAGAACUUAUGCUAGCACUUGGAACAAAAUAUGCACAAAAGAAUUUUCCUUUAAUGCAAUUUUGGAAACUCUUAAGAUUCUUUCUUGAAAAGGGAGAUUCCGGGGCGAUAUUUUUUGUUCUUGUACAUUUUUCAGUUUUCAGAGCAUAGGAUUUGUUACUGAAUUUAGGGUUUCUUUUAGUGUCUCGUUUAUUUUUUUUUGUUCUUACAACUAUACUAACUUCAUUAUGUGCCAUUUGAUAGAUUCUCAGAGCAGCUUUUGUGGGUGAAAAUGUGUGAAUAGGAGUCACGGUAAAAAAAAAGUGAACGAAGAGAAUGAGGAACUCAUGUGAAAGACCAAGAAUACAAAAUAUUAGUGCCAUUUUUGCAAUAAUAGCAAUGAGGAUUCAAUCCCAUGAACACUCAAAUAAACUUCUAUGUCGCCUGUUUAAUUGUAUAAAUUAUUGAGGAAAAAAAAUUAAAAGUAUCUUCUCUAAAUGUUAAAGAAGAGCAGGAAAAACUUUCAAAAAAAUAAAAAAAAAUUAAAGAAAAUUUCUGCAAAUAAUAAAUGCUAUUAAUUUUCUGUCUUAGAUGCGAGAGAGUUGGGUCAAAUUUGAAAUAAGAUGACGGAAAAAAAGAAUAAGAUGAGAUGCUUAAAUUUCAAAGAGAAAGAAAAAAAAUUAAUUGCAUUGCAUUAGAAAUUAUAAUCAAUGUCGGCUUUAAAACAUAUUGCAAAUUGAAUUUCCGAUUUUAUCUCCCUUCAUCGUAAAUGGAAAAAAAGAAAAAAAAACAUAAUUAUAAUUGUUAAGGUGCGUAUCAAGUACAAUUAGUCAAAUAUUAAUUAUUUUCUAUCUGUAAGAAAUUGUAUAGUUAAUGGUUGGAGGGUCUUUACAAUUUUUCAUGUCUUUUAUUCUUGUUUCAUUUCUUUUUAAUCUGUUCUUUUUACUUUGUCUUAAUGUCCGCCAAUUAGAAUUUAUUCCUUCACUGGUGAGACAAUUUUGAAGAAUCUCUGAAUUUCUGUAGUUUUUCUUUUUUGUUUUUGUUUUUUUUUUUUUUAAUAAAUCAAAUUAAACUGAUCUUUCUUUUUAGAAACGGAAAAAAACAAUCCCAUACUAAAUGAAAAUUUUAUCAAUUACAAAGGCCAAUUAAUAAAUGUAAUACUAUAGAGUAAUAAUGUAGGUUUAUAAAUUAUAAGGAAGAUGAUGGUGAACUCUAAAAGCUUUGUACAUAUUAAGGGUAGUUUACAGUACUGUAUUAUUUUGUAUCGGAAAAAAUUAAGAGAGACAGCAAACUGUAAUAAAGAAAAUUUAUUAGAUUUCUUUUGAAGAAAAAAAGAUUAGAAGAAUGUACUCAAAGUAGAUUUUCUUAAGAAGAACUAAAAUAAUUAAAUCUGGUCUCUUUUGUAAAUAUUUUUUGACUAAUAUUUCUUAUUUUUUUCUUCUUCAAAUUCACCCAGCAAAAUUCUAAAUUUUAUUCUAAAUUUAUAUUUUAUCCAAAUAAUUUCGUUUUAUUAUUAAAUAUUUGGCUUAGGAUGUGUUUUACGUUUUUGGCAAAAUUAACCACAUAGAAGACAGUAAUAAUGGUGUUUAAAGAAAAAAAAGAAAAGUAGGAUAGAGGGCGAAGGGAGAAGAAAAAAAAGAAAAAAAAACCGUUGAAAAACGACAAAGAAAAAUCAUAGUUUGUAGAAAAGUAACAAGUAAUAAAUGUAUGUUCAAUAUUAAGUGUGAUAAUAUGCACCAAUAGGGUUUAUCAUAGGCCUAAAUAAAGUGAAAAUACUAAUUGAAGAGAAAAACAAAAUUGCUAUAGUUUCUGAAUGUAAAAUAAUUGAGGUAAAACUGUUCAUAUUAGGAUUCUUUUUUAUUUAGUUUGUAUUCUUUUUAAGAAAAAUCUUCAAAAAAAAAACUUGUUUUUGGUAUAGUAAAUUUCCUGGAAUAUUUAAAAUCUCUUGGGAAUUUUAUUUUGAAAAAAAAAAACAAGCACAAAGAAAUCAUUUGUGAUUUCUUAAUAAGCUUAUUUUAGUGCGUUUGCGGGGAAAGAAUAUUUUUUUAGAGACAGAACAAAAAAGAGAAAAAAAGUAUAUUUAUUGAAAAAAAAAUGCUGUCUUGAGUGAUGGAGUUGAUAAAACAACCUAUAGGUUACAAUUUAUGUUUCAACAAUUGCGAUAUGAAAUACGAGCAAAGUUAUGAAUAUUUCAUAACAUUUUUCUCGUUCUAAUUUUUCUAAUUUUAUUUUGAGUGCUAAAUGAGAGAAGAUUUAUUUAAUAUAUUCGUAACUAUUGAAUCACCUAUUGAAGAUAUGCAACUUAUGUAACGGAUGUUAGAUAAAAUAAUAUGUAUAAAAUAUAUUAGUGAAAAGUUUAAUGAA